CCGGCGGCAGUAAAGGCGAUAUUUGUCUCAAGUAGCAGCAUAAACCUGUAGUAAAAAAAAAGAAGAAAACGAUAAAAUAUCUUACUCUGUCAACCUGACAGUCUAAAGUUUAUAUUGUUAGAAUUCGUUUACUUUUAUUCACAAUGAACGUGCCGAAAAGCGGUUAUCGCGUCUUCUCUGCUAACUCCACUGCAGCAUGCACCGAGCUUGCUAAGAAGAUUACUGAGCGUCUUGGCGUGGAGUUGGGCAAGUCUGUUGUGUACCAGGAGGCAAAUAGAGAGACUAGAGUUGAUGUAAAAGAGUCUGUUCGAGGCCAAACCAUCUUUAUCAUUCAGACCAUUCCCAGAGAUGUUAACACAGCGAUCAUGGAGCUGCUCGUCAUGGCAUAUGCACUGAAGACCUCCUGCGCCAAAAACAUUAUCGGAGUUAUCCCUUAUUUUCCGUAUAGCAAGCAGUGCAAGAUGAGGAAGAGAGGAUCCAUAGUGUGCAAGCUGUUGGCUUCCAUGCUUGCCAAAGCAGGUUUAACACACAUCAUCACUAUGGACCUGCAUCAGAAGGAGAUCCAGGGUUUCUUCAGUUUCCCUGUGGAUAACCUGCGUGCUUCUCCGUUCCUAUUACAGUACAUUCAAGAAGAGGUCCCUGAUUACAGAAAUGCCAUUAUUGUUGCAAAGUCUCCCUCUGCUGCAAAAAGGGCUCAGUCAUAUGCGGAGAGGCUACGUCUGGGCCUGGCUGUAAUUCACGGAGAGCCUCAGUGCUCCGAAUCGGAUAUGGCAGACGGACGACACUCUCCUCCUUGCGUGCGCAACACUUCCGGCCACCCAGGCCUUGAGCUGCCAUGCAAGCAACAAGCUCCGUUCCCAGGCAUAGAGCUUCCAAUGAUGAUGGCCAAGGAGAAACCACCCAUCACAGUGGUGGGAGAUGUUGGAGGACGCAUCGCCAUCAUAAUCGAUGACAUCAUAGAUGAUGUGGAAGACUUUGUGGCAUCAGCUGAGAUCCUGAAGGAGAGAGGAGCCUAUAAGAUCUACAUCAUGGCCACCCAUGGCCUGCUGUCAGCCGAUGCUCCACGCCUCAUCGAGGAGUCUGCCAUAGAUGAGGUGGUGGUGACGAAUACCGUCCCACACGAGGUGCAGAAGCUGCAGUGCCCCAAGAUCAAGACUGUGGAUGUGAGCAUGAUCCUUGCCGAAGCCAUUCGUCGCAUUCACAACGGCGAGUCCAUGGCUUACCUGUUCCGCAACAUCACUGUAGAUGAUUAGACUGAGCUGUGACCUCACUGUGGAAGGAAGGUCUAUACUUUCUCCUGGAAGUGCCAGGUUUUCUUUAAAAACAAUUAUUUAAUCCAAGAAUAUUAUUUUAUUUAAAUCUAUACGAAACUAAUCAUUUAAGGCAAGGUUAAAUACAACAUUAAGUUACGUUCAUUUUAGGAACUGACAGUAACUGUUGCUGUUAUACAUCUGCACUAUUAGAAGUGAUACUACAGCACCUGAUACAUAUGCAUAUGAGUCCUAAAGCUUGCUGAAGUAGCCUGCCAGCUAAAGGCAUUUGGUCAGAACUGAUUACUAUACACAAAUAUUGUUUCAGAAAGUGCUUUAAUAAAAAAUAACAAUGAAUGCUUGAGCCAAUAUGACCUAAAACUCUAGAGCUAUAGAUAAGCAUUGUGUUGAUUUGUUGGUUAAGAGCGGAUAGCUCUUAAUUCUAAAAAUGUAAACCUAAAACUUGCAUGUCUUUGUGUCUAAGCCAUGCGGUUUCCGUCAUGUCAUUGUUGUGUACCUAUACUUUGCGACUUGUGCACAUUUUUCAUUUGACUGAAUACAGAGUUGCUACGGUUCAUUUCUCUACCGUUCAGCUCUUUCCACACUCACUUUUCACAGUGUUCUUUGCAACAUCUCCCCAUCACUUCCACUUCCUGUCCGUAGCUUAUUCCUGUUGUGUGGCAUUCAGACAGGUGGUGAGUUAGUGUGACUCUCUGAGAGCGACAGCAGUUGCUUCGGCAACCAUAUUCAAAGUUAUUUCCUCGUUAUUCUUUCGUAUCUGCUGGCUUUCAGCUCAUCUGGGCUGCAUUCCAACUAUUCAAAACAGAUUUCUUUUUUUUUCUUUCUUUUUGUUUGUGAAAUUAUUUCACUGAAGUUGAUUUAUUACCAUAUUUUUGUAAAUAAAGAAAAGGGUUGAAUUUUUAGAG
Tachysurus vachellii is the source of this 2176-nucleotide messenger RNA. RefSeq names its product phosphoribosyl pyrophosphate synthetase-associated protein 1 (gene prpsap1). The coding region runs from base 144 to 1253 and encodes 369 amino acids. Gene Ontology annotation, molecular function: magnesium ion binding; ribose phosphate diphosphokinase activity. Gene Ontology annotation, cellular component: cytoplasm; ribose phosphate diphosphokinase complex. Lineage: Eukaryota; Metazoa; Chordata; Actinopteri; Siluriformes; Bagridae. Gene Ontology annotation, biological process: purine nucleotide biosynthetic process; 5-phosphoribose 1-diphosphate biosynthetic process. The transcript has 11 exons. The record is from RefSeq and is a predicted model, not a curated record.